Molecule: messenger RNA, 5895 nt
Organism: Arctia plantaginis
Lineage: Eukaryota; Metazoa; Arthropoda; Insecta; Lepidoptera; Erebidae
Source: the annotation of a GenBank genome assembly
AUGUCGGCAGCCGAACAACCGGAUUUAUUGUUUUUUGAUACAUUCUCCCACGAUACUAGUGAGGAGCUGAAUUUAGAUUUGGUGCAAUUCCCGAAAUCGGUAUAUGUCCGGGAAAUUCGCAUUAUACCCUUGGGGGCGCGUGUAGAAGGUGAUUUUCCCGGUGGAGUACGACUGGGUGCUACAAAUCCGACGAAGUUCCACAUAGAUUUCUUUGUGAACGAUUUAAGUAAACCCGGCGCAUCCACUUUUGAGGCCCUUGGCAGCUUAGACUACUGUCAAAAUGGACAGAUUCAUAUGGAGUGUGGAAACGGCUUGGAUCAACCACGGAUACCAACUGAUGGACUAGUGCUCAGAGGUUGGUACACAACAAUCACCUUAGCAGUCUACGGUAACCUGACUCAAGUGCUGCCUGAAACCCCAGUAGGUGCUAACCCACCUCCAACUGUACAAAGACCUGCAGUUCCCCGUGAGGUCGUGCCACCGCCUGCAGUAGUGGCUCAGACCCCAGAAUGGCCCCAGGAAACAUCAAACCCCAUACCAGCUUACACUGGCAAUGUAGUCACUGCUAACCCUGAUGCUUAUGGCCCCAGCAACUAUACUGAAAAUUAUGACAGCCAAAUGUACAGGGCUGACUACUAUGAGUCUGAACCAGCACCUGGUCCAGGACCAAAAGAUCCUAGAACCUACCAGCACAUGGAUGAAGGUAAUUGGGAUAAGAGAGAUCUCAGCUGUGAAAGAGAAGGAGAUAGGUUGCGUCACAGUCCCCGUUCUCUUGAUCAUGACAGGGAUAGAGAUAGACGCGAUGGUAGAAGUCGGAGACGCUCAAUUGAUCGAGGCAGAAGCCGCGAGUCAUCGAGGCAUCGCGACAGAAGUAGGGAGUUGGAUCGAUUGGAUCGACUUCGCUCGAGAUCAAGGAGCCGCGAUAGAGAUUACAUAGUUAAAGGAGAAUAUCGUCCUUUGAGCAGAUCUAGAUCUCGAAGUGGUGACCGCAUGCGUGGAUUGUCUAAUGACCGCGAUUGGGACAGGGGAUCCUACAAAAAGGAUGAUUACAGGCGUCAUCGCGAACUAUCUUACGAUCGAUCUCGCGGAGGUUCUUAUGAUAAAGAGGCAGGCUCAUAUGAACGCCGGUCUCCUUAUGACAAAAGAGGUCCAUCUUACGAAAGAAAAUUGUCUUAUGAAAAACGUUUAUCGCCAUAUGAAAAGCGCGGUUCAUCAUAUGAAAGACGUGCUCCGUCUUAUGAGAAACAGUCUGCUUAUGAUAGAAAACGUCACUCUCCUUACAGUCGUAUUAGAGGCUCUAGCUAUAGCAGGUCUCCCAGCCGUGAUGAUCCCAGAAAAAGACCAAGAACACCUCCAGGAGAAGGUAACCGAAGGCCUUUAUCGCCAAGAGAUGUAGACGCAUCUAGUCCUAUUAACUCUAUUAGAUCGGAAGAAGGUGCAGAAUAUGACAGAAGUGGCAAGCAGAUCCCAAGAGUCGAUUUUUACCAUCAAAGUUACAGACACAAGCCACCUAUUCGUAGUCCCUCUCAAGAAGCGGAGGUUCCGCCCUAUGUUGAACAACAACAUUCUAGUUUGGUUACUGUUCAAAUAGUAGACAAUCCUACCACUAAAGUUGUCGAAUCACCAAACAGGAAUCAAGAUGAAGACAGAUCAAUGGAUGCUGAGCAAUUCGAGCCCAUUCUGUCAGAUGAAGAUAUCUGUGAUGAUCUCGAAGGUUCUACCUACGCUGAAGGUGAUUAUGAUGUAAACGAUUACUGUGGAGUCGAUGAUAUCAUUAAAUAUUAUAAUCCUUUUAAAUCUGAGUGGAAUAAAUAUGAAUAUCUGAACAAAAUUCACCUACUAGGCCCUAAAAAAGAAGGAAUAAAAGAUGUGUUGAAUGCCACUUUUGAUGAUCUGUGCGAUGCCAGUCCUGAACUGUUUAAGAUUUCUGAAAUAGCUAAGUCUAACAAAAAAUUAGAUCAAAAAUUCUUUGCGAACACCUUUGCUGAUAUUGACAACCCUGCCAGGGAAGAAUGGGUUCAUCAGUGCGAACAACUAUAUGUUGCCAUGACCAACCUUUGCAAAACAACUGAUAUCGUGCUAAGAAUUUUUACAAAACCUAAUCGCAAUGACGUCUGUGAUGAAUUUACAGAGAUUUACUAUCUUCUUAUAACGUUCUGCAAAAUUGGACUAAACUACGAUUUCGCAUUAGUUCAGCAACAGCCUACGUACAAGAUAAGGCACAUGAAAUGUGGGAUACGUCUCGCUGAAGCGCUUAUGUCACACCGACACAACGGAGAAGUCACUAAAGUACUCCUUGCGUCUGGAAUAGAUAUGUCAAUGUCCUUACUAGAGAUGUAUUCUAAAGAAUAUAUGGCGCUGAGCAUACGUCUCAUGAUAUUAAAGGCAUUGAACGCUUGUCUUUCUUCAAAGGAGUCAAUGGAGCACUUCAUGAGGGAAACAAUAUUUCCAAAAUUCGAUAAAAAUGAUGACCGCAAACCCAGGAACGGGUAUCAAGCGUUAAUAUCAAUGAUGCAGACGAACCCAUUAGCGAGGGUAAAGUUUUCGAUCAGUGCUCUUAUAAAAAAAUUAAACAUUUACGAAUUGUUGCAAAAGUUAUACGAUUUAGUUAUUAGUUUUAGUAAGUCUGUCGGCGGUGACGAUGCCGAUCUUUCGGAAGCAGAUGCGCAUUUUAUCGUGAAUGCUUUAGAAGAAAUUUUAUAUACGUAUCGGGCACAGUGCUUUCACUUAUCUCAACCAAAGCGGUUUCUUCCGGUCUCUGCUCAAUUCGAGAUUAAUAAGGAGUGUUCUAAUGAAAUUUUACUGGAAUUCUUCAGCAUUCACAAGCUUUUAGAAGUCUGUCUUUAUCUGCUCACAUGUCCCACGACCUGCAAUAAUUUAAUCGUAGUAAGCCCGAUACACGAUUUAAUUUACGAGUUGGUUAACUCUCAUAAUGGACUAAGUUUUUUAUACAAAAAUAUGGAAUUGAGUGAAUUACUGUUCAAAACGUUAACACAGCCAUACAGCCAACAGAACUCCGAAGAUGGAUUAUACCCUCAUGAUUUGAGUAACUACAGUGACCUUCAGAUUGUGGCGCUGGAAAUGGCAUAUAAAUUAAAAGCGUUAUAUUAUUUGGAAUCGAUUUGUGAUUUACAGGCAGGUAAAAGUGAUGAAAACGAACUCAUAGACAGACUACAAUCUCUUUACUGUCUUAGUUUUGGUAGUAUUGGCAGAACAGCCGUGCCAGAUGUAGUCGUAAUGGAGGAUAAUGCAGAAUGUCUCAUGGAGGUCUUCGAGAGCGAUUUGAAAACAAGGAAUAAGAAUGAGUCACCAUUGAAGCAAAAAUCUCCAGCGAAAGGUUACGCUAUUGAGCUAAUCGUGUCAGCGGUGCGAUUCGCUGCAAAUGUACCAUUCUUGAAAAAGUACGGACAACGAUUGAUUAACGUAUCGAGGGAACAUGACAGAUUUGAACCGAGCGUUUCAAGUGUUUUGCAAGAAGUUAUACCAUAUUUGAAACCUGUUGAAAAAAAUACUGUGUUGACAGGCGAAGACAUGGCUGAGUGUGUAGAAAUAUUAAAGGCCAGUGCUGAACACGCCCCUGACCUGCCUGGGGAGCUAAUGACAUGUUUAAGGAUUCUUAGACAUUUCUGUAUAUCAGAUUAUGAGAAUAAUGUCACAAUUGCUUGUGAAUCUGCAACUGAAGAGUAUGUUGAGCUCAAAUACAAGUAUAAUGUUUUACAGCUAUUUUCUUUAGAUGGUGUCGCGCAUUUGGCUGGAGUUCUGGAUCGUUUAGCGACACAUUUUGAUCAGCCGAGCAUGCACACUUCUUUCUUCGCUUCAGUAAAGGGACUACACUUGGCCCAAGUAUUAUUACCUUGUUUGCGAUUGCUUGAUGCUAUGUUGUCAAGAGUUGUUCGCUGUCGUGGACCAAGAUUCCGUGAUCUGACUGCAGCUCCAGUUUUGCUAAAGACUUAUGGGAUUGCCAAGGCUUUCCCAGUUGGUUCAGUGGGAUACAGAACAGCUGCGAAAGCAGCCGAAGCGUCAGUAAGAGCUUUACUUGCGUACGCCCAGCCAAUAGCAGAUGACGCAAACGAUGGUGAUUCCAUCCGACGAGGACCUUGGACUUCUCUGUGCUCUGAAGUAAUAUCAUACAUAACCACCGCACCAUACACAUUUGUUCCUGGCUUAUUAGUCUUUUCAGAGCUACUUCCUUUACCUUUGCCAAUGCAGACAAAAACACCUCCGACGGAGCGAGAAUUAGCUGACGCGGCAAAUGAGAGACGUCUUUGGUCAGCACAUUUGCACGCCUUAUCAAAUGAUUUGACAGACAUGAUACAGAUAAUCUGCAUGUCUACUUAUAGGCCUGUUGUGCAUAUGCUAAGAAGAGUUUGUGUUCAAAUUGCGGAUUUGGCACCGAAUACGGCAGCCACUGUAGCUCGGGCAGCCGUAGGAGCCGUUACAAGGGAAUUAAAGCCAGGUGAACCCGCCACAGCUAGUAUUGCCAGGGUACUUGGCUUUCUAGCGUGCUUAGUAUCUCACGCACCAGUUAAGUGUGCUGUUCUCCAUGCUAUGAACAGUGGAGGACCCAGAGCAACCGAUGUCCAAACUGCAUUAUGUUCUGUGCUAGGUUUGGCAAAUGCAUCUAACGAACAUGGUGCCGCUCAGGAGUACGCCGCACAUGCUUUAGCAGCUUUCUGUGACGCUGAAAUUACCCUGACACCUUUAAAUGGAGCUUCUGAGGUCAUACUGGUUAAUUCUCUGCCAAAUAAAGAUGCUUUGGCUGCAUUUUUGGACGCGACAGCCGACUGUCUCGAAUCUACAACAAAGACUUGCUCAGUGGCGUCUUCAAUACUUCGAGCGUAUUUCGUCUUAACGGAACAUGAAUACGGAUUCCAGCAGUUUCGAAAAUUUAUUUUCAAAAGACGAGAAUCUCUGGGGAAAUUCUUUAAAUGGGCUUUAGAAGGCCAAGGGGAAGAUAAAGCGGAAUGUUUAAGUUUAUAUAUUGACCUGAUCAGAAUCUUAAAAAUGGAAGAAGGCGAGGGUCCUUUCGGCAGGAAGGCUAUGCUAACCGUGCACGAGAUGGCAGAUAUGGUGGGAUACCAGCCCACUGACGAGGAUCAUCCUGUUCUAAAACUUGAAAAAAUAUUGAGGGAGAAGAAUUCAGACGAAGAUGCAAUCGCUAACGCUCACUUCUUGACCGAUCACAUUCUAAAGUCAAAGACUACAGAGGAACCUGCAACGCCACCCGAAAUUCAGGAACCGGUGUUGCCGGCGCCGGAAAGCCUGGUGGCGCAGUUCCAGGCCAGAACUAUAUACGCCAUAGGAGAGGCCAGCGACGAGAGACUCACUUCCAGCUAUUGGCUGAACGUGCCCGCUCCGCAGGCCGCCAGCGGAGAAGACGACGGCAACGAUAGCGAACUGGUAUCGUGCGAUAUAAUGGAGAUAGCGAACGCGUACGUGUGCGGUGGCGGCGAGGGGGUGAGCGGGGCGGUGCGGCGCCUGGCGGGCUGCCUGCACGCGCCGCCCGACCCCGCGCCCUGCGACGACAAGCGGCCCCCCGUGGCAUUGUCGCGGCCGCGAGCGGAGGGGUGUGCGGAUGCGUUCCGCUCCCGCCCCCCCAACACUUCGCGCCCCCCCUCACUGCACGUGGACGACUUCACCGCGCUGCACCAGCCCUACACCGCUGCACAGAUCAAUAGAGGUUCUCGUCGCGGUAUUGCCGUGUCUGAUCGCGGGCGCUUCGCCUCAGCUGCGCCGCUGCACCACUACCGCCACCUUCGCGGACGCGGCGCGUGGGAGAUGGGCGCUUCACACUUCGGACACUUCCCGCCGGCCUCGCAGUAUAUGAUGGGUGGGAUGGGUUGGGGGGGAGCGCGCAUGCAGCGCGGCCCCAGGCACCGCUCCUUCAUGCGCUGA